Spodoptera litura is the source of this 3494-nucleotide messenger RNA. RefSeq lists its product as uncharacterized. The record is from RefSeq and is a predicted model, not a curated record. Lineage: Eukaryota; Metazoa; Arthropoda; Insecta; Lepidoptera; Noctuidae.
GCAACACAGAUAUAUUCGGUGUUCCGGAAAAACGAUGCGUUUUAACGACGCUUUCUUGAUAAUUAUUCGUUUUGUUUGAUCACUGCACGCCGAAUUCGGUGAUAUUUACGUUAUUCAGUGUUAUUUUCUGUGAGUGUGGAUUAUUCCUAAUAAACGUAGACCAUGAGUCAGAAAGUGUCCCGCAAAACGGCGGUCAGUGAAGAAGUAGAAAAGAGAAACAGUCCGGUAAAAGAGAUGAAAAAGAAAAUGGCGGCGAACGCAGAAAAAGAGAAGCAAGCUGCAGAGAAGGCAACAGAAAAACAAACAGAGAAACCGGUAGAAAAGCAAGCAGAGAAGGAGAAGCCUGCUGAAAGUAAAGACAAACAUGAGAAGAAUGAGAAGCCAGAGAAGAGUGCUGAGAAACAAACUAAAGAAGAACAGAAAAAACCCGAACCUCAGCCAGAAAAGACCAAGGAAGCUAGCAAAGAUGAUAAGGAUAAGAAUGGAAAGCCAGAGAAAUCGGAAGCGAAAAAGUCAGAGACGUCAAAACAGAACGGAAAACAGAAUGGGCGCGAUCGCGUGCACAACGGAGUGUCUGACGUCACGCUCGGUACCAACGGCACUGAUGACGUAUUAAACGGAACGGUGAGUGCGGACUCUGAAGACGAUGACGUCAUGCUCGUCAUCGAUGACAACGACCAGGACGACUUGUUCCCGGAGCUGACGUAUGAAGAGACGUCUGACGGAGACUGUUUCGAACUGCCCACACCUGAGAGUGGGCCCAGCAGAAGCCUCACGCGCCGAUCACAGGUGAAAUCGACGCGGACGCCCGAGACGCCGCGCCCAGCGUCAGACAAACAAACAGACAAGGAUGCCGACGAUCCAAAAGAUAAAGUGUUGAAGCUCAAAGAAGAUGCGACAGUGCUUACAGACAGGAAGCUGCGGUCCUCAAACUCUCCAAAGCCACAAGAAGGAAAGAAAGACUCAAAGAAGGAUAAACUUGAGUCUCCCACUAAGGGGGAAGGGUUACCGAAGGUAGAUGAGAAAGAAGAAGAUGCAGCGAAAGUGGAGAAAGGGAAAGAAGGUGAAGUUGACGUUGAAGUUACGCUCGAAGUGCCUGGGAAUGAGGAGGAGGAGCCUCGCAAGACGGACACCAACUUCUCCAAGUCGCGCGUCAAGGUAUCUCCAUACAGACGCAGCAUGCGCAUCGCAGACCAGACCAAUACUUCGCUGCAGGCCAAUUAUACAGGCAACAACACAACAAUGGAGAUGGACAUAUCAGAGUCCUCAGUCCUAGAAGAAGCUCCGCUCGACGACAGUUCAUACCUCCGUGGACUGCGCAGUAUCCGCGGUCGGUCCUCGUACAAGCCGCUCAAGGAGAUCACGCUCAGACAUCUCACUAGCAAGCGGACUACCACUACUACUACAUCUGUGACAUCCCCAGCCCCGUCCACGGAGUCCCACAGUCGUCCAACGGGUACAGUCGUGGGCCGCAAGCGUAAGCCCGACACGAACGAGCCCGAGCUGGCCGUGGAGGCGACGGAGAGCGCGCCCAGCAAGCGCAUGCGCGUACUGGAGCGACUCGCCGAGCCAUUCCGCCGGGUCGCCGCCGCCGCCGCGCUGCCUACUGUCGCCAGGAGAAACGCCGAGAUCGUGGGCAUCAACACAGACUUACCGCUGACGGCCCCCGUGGCGUCGACGGAGACGUUUGACCCGGAGUCACUGAAGCCGGCACCGACCGGUCCGCCGCCACUCGUGCCAUCCUCCGAACCAGUCGCCGUCCCACUCGUACACGACGAGAAAGAUAACAAGAGGUGUGUCAUCAUGUAAACUACAAAUAUUGGGAAGUAUCACGCAAAUGUCUCCGUCAACAAACGAGCUAAAAAGAGCUCUACCCCGCUAAAUAAACGUCAAAACCCAAUGACGUUGACAUGUGUCAAAUUUGACGUCUGUCAAACAUUGAUAAGAUCAAUUCUGCCGUUCAUUGUAAACUCGGUUGCCAUCAAGGAAAAAUGAAAUACAUUGACGUUUGUGUCAUUUGUCUAGCGAGACUGAAGAUAUUUGCACCUGUUCCGCAGUUAGCGUUGUAAAGUACUGUAGUUACUGGAAGAACUAGCUCGGUCUAGACGGUCUGGUUAUCAGAUAUUAGGUAAAAGAUAUUUUCGUGGCGGACGCAAUUUUUAGAUACGUUUUUGAUGUAAGAGUUGAAGGCAGAACGGUGUGUGAGGUUAUGAAGUGACGGCGACCAUUAAUGUAAAAUUAUCAUCAAAAAAAAUGUGAGAUCACUCCUUAAAUUCGCUAAAAGGAUAGGUAAAAAGGUACACAUCUUAAAAGUAAAUCAUUACCACUUAAGCAACUCUAGUUUUGCAGGCGUCUAGACAUCACGGUUAGUGCUUUCUAUCAGACUGUAGGCUUGCUUGCUAUUUCAGUGGUAUAAAAUAUACUAUUGCUUUUGUCAUGACUAGAACGAACUUGGGUAACGACGUUUGUUAGUCUUUAUCAUCACUGUAACUAUGCGUUUGAGGCCCAAGUCACUUAUUACAUCUCUUAAACCACUGAACCUAUUUGAUUGAAAUUCGGUACAAUGAUAGUUUGAGACUCAGGAAAGGACAUAGGUAGCAAAACCUCUCGGGAACGGGCACUAUGCGCGUAAAACGCCUGUGAGAUUGUUCUUUUUUUAAACAAUAACUUAAAUACACAAUAAAUAUAACUUAGGUAGGCACUGAAUCGAUUCUGAUGACGUUUGCAUCAGCCAUAGAACAAUAUACCUUGGAAAAGACGAAUUCAAAAACCCAAAUUUUGCCAAAAGUCAUUAUUCCACGCGCACGAAGUGUAUUCCAUUAAUGAAUUAUUUUAAAAAAAGAUCUCGAUUACCUGUCACUUCAUAAUCUCACACAAAUAGUGUCGUCUCGAAAUAUCCGACGUUUGAUAAAUAUCCGACGUCGUCGUCCGAAUGUAAGUAUUGUAUGUGAAGUGUGUUUUGAACUUAAUAUCAUUUCUUAAAUUUAACAAUAUACCGCCGUACUUGAGUCUACAAUGGUUACGUAACUCAGUCCUUAUCUGUUGUUGUAAAGGAAUAGUUUAAGUUACCAUUAAACUACUCUGAGUAUGACGGUGUAUUGUCAGGAGGUGUAUUCACUAAUUAAUUUACCAUUUAAGAACUACAAUCGUCUGUGGAUGUUAAAAAUUAAAAUGUAUUGUCAUAUCAGAUGGACGUGAGGGCAAGGAAAACGUCGAGAGGAAACCUUGCCUUAUUCAUUAAAAAUUAUAAGUUUGAAAUCGCUAACCCGCCUUGAGUAAGCGCGGUGAUUAUUGCUCAUUCCUUCUCCGUGUGAGAAGAGGCCUUUGACAUUCGGCUGAUGAUAAUUACGUGUGACGUCUAUAGAAUUGUGGCGAUUGACAAAACAAUAAUAUUUGCAAGUUAAAAACACACUUCACAAUGAAAACAAAUUAGAAAUACAUAAAAUGUAAUAUACAUAGUAAAUAGAUAUAUUUGAUUAGUUGUAAAAGACAAG